Molecule: messenger RNA, 1335 nt
Organism: Papaver somniferum (opium poppy)
Lineage: Eukaryota; Viridiplantae; Streptophyta; Magnoliopsida; Ranunculales; Papaveraceae
Product: protein DA1-related 1-like
Exons: 11
Coding region: 1-1335 (444 amino acids)
Molecular function (GO): ubiquitin binding
Source: RefSeq, a predicted model, not a curated record
AUGUUUUCAUUCGAAGGAAGUCGUAGUUCAAGAACAAAUCCCAAAAUACAAAUCAGUGAGGAUAUAUCAGCGUACUACGAUGAAGAUGAUGUAGCUGAAGAUCUAGCUGUUAGAUUUGCCCUCGAAGAAGAAGAAGAAAAACGUCGAAAAGGAAAGGAAGCGAUCGAUGUUUUAGACUAUGAAUCUUAUUACUCGGAUGAAGAUGAACAACUUGCUAGAGCUUUACAAGAAAGUGAGUUGGAGUCUCAUCCUGAUGAUGAAUACGAAGCGAUCUUUUCCCUAGCUGAAGCACCACGAGGAGUAGUAUAUAGAGUAUCUAGAAGCCGAGGAACCUGGCAUCCUGAAUGUUUUCGAUGCUCUCAGUGCAAUGGACGAAUGAAGGAUAGAGUGGUAUGGAGGCGCAACAAGCCACACCAUAAACAAUGUCUUCAGCCUCCGAGGCAGGAGGAGCCUAGUAGCUAUCAUCGUGGUCCAACAUGCGAUGUUUGUAGCAAGGGCCUCCCGUCAGAUUAUGUAACUGACCAAUCAUGGGCCAACCAUAAGUAUUGUCGCUCGCACCAAAAUGAUGGCACUCCUAGUUGUUGCAGCUGCCAGAGGCUGGAGCCAAGAGAUGAGAAGAAUAUAUCACUGGGUGAUGGUCGCAAACUUUGUUUGAAGUGUUUGGAUUCUGCACUCAUGUCUACCGCAGAAUCUAAACCUCUUCUCGAAGAUAUAGAGAACUAUUAUGAUGGUUUAAACAUGAGAGUUAAAGUAGAUUUUCCAGUGCUCUUGGUUGAUAGGUCAGCACUGAAAGGUGCCGUUGGUGAAGAAAAUACUCAUAAUAUUCAUAGGUUGCGUGAGAUCAGAGGCCUGACUACCUUUCAAACACAGAUGAUUAGACAUAUCCCAAGAAGGAUAGGAAACAUAUUCGGUAGCAUGCCAACAGAACCAUACAAAUUGGCCCCUGGAAAAUCGGUUGUGACAAGCAUUUGCGUUUUGUUUGGAUAUCCUAGAAUGUUAUGUGGACAAAUCCUUGCUCACGAGAUGAUGCAUGCCUGGAUGCGACAGAAUGGAUAUCCUCACACACUCCCGUUGGAAGUAGAAGAAGGUAUGGCAAACGUUAUGGCUUACAGGUGGUUGGAGGCAGAGUCAGUUGCAGGUAAUGGAGGUGGUCGGUCAAGCAAGAGAAAACGAUCAUCGUUUGAGAAGGAACUUGGGAAAUAUUUCAUUGAGUCGAUGAUGAGUAAUCCUGAUCCGGUGUAUGGGGACGGAUUUAGAACGGCUUUAAGAGCCGUGGAUAGGCAUGGUCUCAAACCCACCCUCCAGCAUAUUAAAAAAUACGGAAGGCUGCCAUAG